GCCAAGGUCUUGGACGCAUCUGCCUCAGUGAGAACCAAGGAAGUAACUGUCAAAGCAGAAAAUAAGGUAGAUGAUGAUGAAGACAUCCCAAUUGCCCAGAGGAUGAAGAAAACAGUCUCAUCAAGUAUUAAAUCAUCAUCUACAAACCAAAAAGUGACAAAAGUUGUGUCUUCGGUCAAAAAGACAAUUAAGAAGUCCAAGAAGCCAGAGAAAGAUUCUAAAUAUUCCAAGUCAUCAAAGCAGCUACCUUCGGGUGAUGGACAGAAAAAAUGGACCACCUUGGUUCACAAUGGUGUCAUUUUUCCUCCUCCAUACAAGCCUCAUGGAGUUAAGAUACUUUACAACAAUAAGCUGGUUGGCUUAACUCCCGAACAAGAGGAGGUUGCAACAAUGUUUGCAGUGAUGACAGAUACAGAUUACUUUCACAAACAGAAGUUCCGUGAGAACUUUUGGAAUGAUUGGCAAAAGUUACUUGGCAAAAAUCAUGUAAUUCAGAAGUUGGAUCUCUGUGAUUUCGGUCCAAUAUAUGAAUGGCAUCUGAAAGAAAAAGAGAAGAAGAAACAAAUGAGUACAGAGGAGAAGAAAGCUCUGAAAGAAGAGAAAUUGAAGCAAGAGGAUAAGUAUAUGUGGGCUAUUGUUGAUGGUGUAAAAGAGAAGGUUGGCAAUUUCAGAGUUGAACCACCUGGGCUGUUUCGUGGCCGGGGAGAGCAUCCAAAGAUGGGGAAACUGAAAAAGCGUAUCCAUCCAAGUGACAUUACUAUAAAUAUUGGAAAGGAUGCUCCAAUUCCUGAAUGUCCAAUUCCUGGUGAAAGCUGGAAAGAAGUGAAGCAUGAUAACACUGUCACAUGGUUAGCUUUUUGGAAUGACCCUAUCAACCCAAAAGAGUUCAAGUAUGUAUUCUUGGCAGCUAGCAGUUCCUUGAAGGGCCAAAGUGACAAAGAGAAAUACCAGAAAGCUAGAAUGUUGAAGGAUUAUAUAAAGAACAUUAGAGCAGCAUACACGAAGAAUUUUACAAGUAAAGAUGUUACAAAGAGGCAAAUAGCAGUGGCAACAUAUCUUAUCGAUAAACUAGCUCUUAGGGCGGGCAAUGAGAAGGAUGAUGAUGAAGCUGACACUGUUGGUUGCUGUACAUUAAAAGUUGGAAAUGUGGAGUGUAUCCCUCCAAAUAAGUUGAAGUUUGACUUUCUUGGUAAAGAUUCAAUUCAAUAUGUAAACACCGUUGAGGUUGAGCUUCCUGUUUUCAAGGCAAUUGGACAGUUCCAAUCUGGAAAAAGUAAAAGUGAUGAUCUUUUUGACCAACUAGAUACAAGUAAACUGAAUGCACAUCUGAAGGAACUUAUGCCUGGCCUUACUGCUAAAGUCUUCCGUACAUAUAACGCAUCAGUCACAUUGGAUGAGAUGUUACAUAGAGAAACCAAAAAUGGUGAUGUUGCAGAAAAAAUAGUUGUUUACCAGCAGGCGAACAAAGAGGUUGCGAUCAUUUGUAAUCAUCAACGCACUGUUUCAAAAACUCAUGGUGAACAAAUGAGAAGAUUGACUGGGAAAAUUGAAGAGCUUAAGGAUACGCUAAAAGAGCUGAAAACUGAUUUGGACAGAGCUAAGAAAGGCAAGCCACCGCUGAAGGAUGCCGAAGGAAAGCGAAAGAGGAACUUGUCCCCCGAAGCAUUGGAAAGGAAGAUUGGUCAAACAAAUGCAAAGAUUGAGAAAAUGGAAAGAGAUAUGCAAACCAAAGAGGAUCUCAAAACUGUGGCUUUGGGCACUUCCAAAAUCAAUUAUCUUGACCCUAGGAUUACUGUCGCCUGGUGCAAGCGGCACGAAGUUCCCAUCGAGAAGAUAUUCAACAAGUCUCUCCUCGCAAAGUUUGCUUGGGCAAUGGAUGUGGAUCCCGAAUUUAGAUUCUAAUCCCGGUUCGAUCAAGUAGUCCCCCUUUUUUCUUUCCCCUUUCUUCUAAAGCAAAUAGAAAAGUGAACUAUUAAGAAAAAAAAAAAAAAAAAGAAAGGGCAAUCCCCUCUCUUCCAUUACAGUUACUCAUUUUUUUUUUUUUGAAAUUUUAUAAAAUACCUUCCCUAGAGGAAACUUCUUGUUGUAUGUUAGUCUAAUCUAAUUAUGGGGCAAGUUUGCCUUUAUUUUUCCAACUUCCCCUCCUAGACUGGUUCAAUUUUCAGAUAAAGUUGCACAAGAGUUGUUAGCUUAAA
Carica papaya (papaya) is the source of this 2195-nucleotide messenger RNA. RefSeq names its product DNA topoisomerase 1 beta-like. Gene Ontology annotation, molecular function: DNA topoisomerase type I (single strand cut, ATP-independent) activity; DNA binding. Gene Ontology annotation, biological process: DNA replication; chromosome segregation; DNA topological change. Lineage: Eukaryota; Viridiplantae; Streptophyta; Magnoliopsida; Brassicales; Caricaceae. The record is from RefSeq and is a predicted model, not a curated record. Gene Ontology annotation, cellular component: nucleolus; chromosome.